UAGAGUUAUCAAAUAGAAACAGCUCAAACGACACUGAUUAAAGCGGCCAAAAAAUGGAGAACUUGAGCUACGCCUGCAAUCCAAGAGUAGUAGCUUCCAUGAUGGUUUCUUCUCUUCUUCUUCUCAUCAUCGUCUCCCGACAUCAUCGCCAGCUCCAACUUGGAAGAAAUUCCCCUCUCGAACAGUCGUCAACGGUCAUAUUUUCAGAGCCAUCCUGCCUCAGCAGGAGCCAGUUACAUUUGAUGAGGAGCUCUGCAUCUUCAUCUCCAAACUCAAAUAAUCAGAAACCUCCUCCACUGUCUCCUUACCUCCUUUCCAGGCUCCGAGAUUACGAACAUCGUCACAAGCGCUGCGAUCCCCUCUCCGAGCCCUUCCAACGGUACUCUCAGGAGCUCGACAGGGUAAAGAAUUCCCCCGACUCCCUUGUCAGGAAAAAUGCAGACUCUGCAUCCGAUUGCAGAUACAUUGUCUUCACGCCAUUUGCUGGAAUGGGGAACAGGAUGCUAGCAUUGUCCUCUGCAUUUCUCUACGCUCUCCUCACCGAUCGUGUCCUCCUCGUCGAUUUCGACCCCUCGAUGCGAGGUCUCUUCUGCGAUCCGUUUCACAACUCGACCUGGCUCCUUCCGCAAGAAUUUACUUUCAUGGACCGAGUCAAGAGUCGGGAGUUCAAGGAAGUUUUCAGCCUUGGCAGCUUGUUGAAGAACCAGAACCAGAACCAGAACCAGAAGCUGGCGGAUGUUACAUCACUCCUCCAGCUUGAUCUUUCGACCGAAUACAACGAUUACGACAAGCUCUUCUACAGAGACGAGACUCAGGAACUCAUGAAGAAUGUCCCCUGGCUGGUCCUGAAAUCAAACCAGUACUUUCUGCCUUACUUGUUCCUGUUGCCCUGCUUCAGGACAGAAUUGGACCAACUGUUUCCUGACAAGGAGAUUGUUUUCCACCACUUAGCCAGAUACCUCUUCAACCCAUCAAAUCAAGCCUGGGGCCGCAUCAGCAGAUUCUACGACGCUUACUUGGCGCGAGCAGAACAGAGGAUCGGGCUUCAGAUUCGGGUCCUCGACCCCGAAAACUACCCACCUUCAUUCAUUUUGCCACACAUAUUGAGGUGCAUUCAGGACGAAUCUCGAAUCCUGCCACGAUUACAGCGAAAUGAGACAAUCACAUCGCGAAUCGGGACAUCGAAGGCAGUUUUCAUCGCGUCAUUGUUAACCGAGUUCUACUCGGAGUUGAAGGACAUGUACUGGACAAGGCCGAUCGCUGAUGGGGAGGAAACAGCAUCGGUUGCGGUUUAUCGGGCGAGUCACGAGAGGAACCAAGAGUCUUAUAGCAAUUCACACAACAUGAAUGCGCUAGUGGAUAUAUAUCUUCUGAGCAUGUGUGAUUUUCUGGUUACCACACAGGUUUCCACUUUUGGGUAUGUGGCUUUUGGUCUUGCAGGGGUGAGUCCCUGGUUUUUGCGGGAUCCAAGCGAUUAUGAGAGGAAACCUUCGGAACCAGCUUGCCACCGUGCGGUUUCGCCGGAGCCGUGUUUCCAGUUUCAUCCUACUGAUUAUGACCCCAUUGCGGCUCUUCAUCGUGGAGCGACGGGGCCUGCUCCGGUAAUUAUGUACUGUGAAGAUGCUAUAUGGGGAUUCAAGCUUGCAAAUAUGAUGAGUUUUUGAAUAGGCCAAAAGCUUGAAAGGUAAAAACAUGUUGGCUUGUCGUACAAGAUCAAAGUAAAAAAAAAAGGCACUUGGAUUUAGUUUUACUUUGUGCACCAAGUUAGAACUAAUUUCGACCGAAAUUUUACAACGUAACUCCAACAUAGACGUAUCAAACAUUCAUCCUCGCAUACACGAAGUCAAUUCAUCGUAUAUGCAACCAGGACCAAACAUAGGCUGCAAUUGCAUUUUCUUUAAUUAAGAGCAUACAAAUUU
Linum trigynum is the source of this 1919-nucleotide messenger RNA. The record is from the annotation of a GenBank genome assembly. NCBI's taxonomy places the organism in Eukaryota, Viridiplantae, Streptophyta, Magnoliopsida, Malpighiales, Linaceae.